GCCUCCAUCUCCUCACCCCCUGCACCUGCCCUUGCAUCUCGCAUCCCACCCACCCUCAUCCAGCGUCCACCAACAUGUCCGGUCUCGGCAAGAAACUGACGUCGAGCGUGUCGGCCUUCAUCGGCAAGAAGCCCACCGCCGAGAACUUCCGAGCCGAUCCAACCAACCACGAGUUCCAGGACCAUGUUCUGGACCACUUCUCUCUCAGUCUUACGGCGCUGCUCAAGAAUCAGUGGAUCGCCGAGAGCACACUGAAUUUGAUCCUGGAUACCUUUGAUUCGCACCGCCUGCCUCUCAACCUCGAUGCCGCAGUCACCCGCUCCGGCCAGUCCCAUAGCCGUGCCCCGAGUGGUUCCUCGGCUCUACCGAAGCGAACCGGCGACAGCGCAAUCGCCGGUGCCGGUGCCAGUGCUGGCGCUGGUGCUCCACCGCCGCUGCCUUCGCGCCAGCCGACCUCGGCCGCCAAGAGCCCGAACCUUGACGACCGGAUCAAUAACGUCUCGAGCGCCAUCGGUCGGACAGCCGGGGCUGCAGCUGGGGCCGCAGUCUCCGAGAGCGUCACCGUUGGACUCAACGAAAGGAUGGGGCACCUGGGAAUCAAGGGCGCUGGCCAGUACACUGCCGGAGUCGGCAAGUUUGUUGGCAGCCAGGUUGGUGCUGCAACGAGCGCAAGUGUGUCCCAGAGCGUGAGCUCGAAUGUCAAUUCGCAGAUCAACAGCCUUGGCCUUCGCAAGACCGCCUCAAGCGCACCGCAAAAGCGCCUGGCCAUCGCCAUCUCCGACUUUGAGACAACAGAGACGGGCGACUUGCCGUUCCGAGUAGGCGACUUUAUCACGAUUGUCGAGGAUGUCGACGACAACUGGUAUCGCGGAGAGCUCCGGGGCAAGACCGGGAUCUUUCCCAAAUCGUUUGUCGAGCUCCGAUCUUGAGCAUCGCCGACCCCUUCAUCAACCAAAUUACCCACAGGGAUUUCUGUGAAGUCCAGGCAUGCGCUGGGAAGAUCGGCUGCUGGGUUUGGCGACUGAGCCAGAAUCUCAUGGCAUGUCUGCCAUCUCGACUCUCUGUGACGACGGUGUGACGCACCACCGCACUGCCUUUUAAUGAAAGGAAGCCGCAGCCGGAUUGACCACAUCCAUAGUGGGGCAGAACAUCCUGAGUCGAUUGCCAAUAGCAGCCACUGUUGGAUAUCCAUGGGUUUGUCUCUGCAUGCGGAGGAGCACUGGUUUGGCUGAGAGAUAAUGAAGUGUUUUGUGAGCAGCUGAGGUUGAGGAAGAUGGUUCUUCAG
Molecule: messenger RNA, 1285 nt
Organism: Polychytrium aggregatum
Lineage: Eukaryota; Fungi; Chytridiomycota; Chytridiomycetes; Polychytriales
Exons: 3
Coding region: 75-929 (284 amino acids)
Molecular function (GO): protein binding
Source: RefSeq, a predicted model, not a curated record